AGUCACUGAUCUGUAACGGCUGGUUUCGUAGAGCAGACCGCGUAUCUAUAAAUCGCGUGAUCUUCAGCCAAAACGGCAAGCAGCGUCAAGAUUAUACCAAACAUUAGGUGACAUUCGUUGACGGUAGAUCCUGACGCCGACGCCUUUUAUGGUGGAUUCUUCAUAAUCUUCCAGCUCCACUGAGAUAGAUUUUGCGCUGAUCGAUUUCCUUCUUUUCACCUUUAUAGUACGUCCAUGGAGAUUAUUACUAGGUUUCACUCCUUUUUUCUCUUAGGUCUCGUUUCAGGUUUUGUACCUCCCUUACUGGUUGCUUCCGUCGGCAUCAACUACGGUCAGAUCGCGAACAAUCUCCCUUCGCCCCAAAACGUCGUCCCUCUGCUUCGAUCGAUCGGCAUCAAUAAAGUAAAGCUUUAUGAUGCAGAUCCUCGAGUACUUCGUGCCUUCGCCAACACCAGUGUUGAAUUUGUUGUCGCUCUCGGGAACCAAUACCUGGCAAAAAUGACGGAUCCGGAGAAAGCUCGAGCCUGGGUGAAAACGAACGUUCAAUCGUUCUUGCCAGCAACCAACAUCACUUGCAUCACCGUAGGGAACGAGGUUUUAACAUUUAACGACACAUCUCUGACGGAGAACCUCCUCCCUGCAAUGCAAAACGUUCACACGGCACUCGUAAGCCUGGGCUUAGACAAGCAGGUCACUGUUACAACUGCGCACUCGCUAGCGGUGCUUGAGAACUCCUAUCCACCGUCUGCCGGAUCUUUCCGCCGAGAUCUAACGGAGUACAUCUCUCCCAUCUUAAACUUCCAUGUGAAAACCGGUUCCCCCUUCCUCAUCAACGCAUAUCCGUUCUUUGCCUACAAGGGAAACCCGAAACAGGUAUCUCUCGACUUCGUUCUGUUCCAGCCGAACCCAGGGGUUGUGGAUCCGGGCUCCAACCUCCGGUACGACAACAUGUUGUUCGCUCAGAUGGACGCCGUGUACGCUGCGCUUGCAUCGCUAGGAUACAAGAAGCUGCCAGUGCAGAUUUCGGAGACUGGUUGGCCUUCCAAGGGAGACGAAGACGAAGUCGGCGCGACUCCGGAAAACGCGAAAAAGUAUAAUGGGAAUCUGAUGAAACUGGUGGCUCUGAAGAAGGGGACGCCAUCCAGACCAAGCUCGGAUUUGAAUAUUUAUGUUUUUGCUCUGUUUAACGAGAACAUGAAGCCAGGACCGACAUCGGAGAGGAAUUACGGACUCUUCAAGCCCGAUGGGACACCGGCGUACGAGCUUGGACUCGCCAGUACUACUGGAAGCGGUAAUAGCAGUAGCACAGGAGGCACCGGUGGUGUCGGAUAUGCUGCAACUCCGCCUUCGCCGACAAGUUCAUCAACUGGUUACUUGUCUGUGUCUUCUACCGCGGUAGCUAUCAAACUUGAUUAUUUCUUUCUUAUUAGUUGUUUGGUUCUUACCGAGCCAUGGGUUAUGUCAUACUAUUGUGGUGGCUAUACAAGUGGAGAGAAGUUACCCUUUAGAGCUUUUCUUUGGCGUUCGUGUGCUGGGGGCCUUGCCACUGCUGUAAAUCUGCAAAAGCGACAGAUUAAUGUAGAUCCUAUCUGUGCUAGAUGUGGGAAAGGGGUGGAAACUGCGGAUCAUAUCUUGUUGGAUUGUGAGUUUGCUAGAGCCACUUGGUUCGGGUCUAGACUAAGCUUCUCUCCCCUGUCUAAUAGCCCAAAUCUGCAGUCUCUUAUCCAAAGCUGGACGGCAUGGCCCAACUUAGAUAAGGAGCAGAAGCGUCAUUUGGAAAGUUUGGCAGCCUCUACUUGUUGGCAGCUCUGGAAAGCUCAAAAUGACCUCUUCAAUGGUUGUGUGGCGUCUCCAAUGGAGAUCAACAUGAGAGCUGAAAUUAGUUUUGCUGAAUUUGGGCAGGCUCAAAGGAGAACCAAGGCGACCAUCACCGGGGGCUUACUAAGCACAACCACUUCUCUUGUCCCUCCAUGGUGCCCUCCUACUGCUGGUACUUUCCUCCUCAACACUGAUGCUGCUCUUAAGGAAGGUAGUGGAGGCUUGGGCUUUGUUUUUCGGGAUCACAAAUGUGGUCUGCUUUUCAGUGAUUCUCAACCAGAGUGCUUUUCUUCAGUUCUUCUAGGCGAAAGCUUGGCGAUUAGAGGAGGCCUGCUUCCGUGCAUUGCGGAUGGUUUCGACUGUAUAAAGGUGGAGUCUGAUAGCUCUGAAGCUGUGAAGUUUAUUAACUCUACUACUCUUCCUCCUAUAGAGUUCCAGCCUAUUAUUGAAGACAUCAAAUUUUUGAAGGUUCAAUUUACAUCUUGCAGCUUUUUUCAUAUUUCCAGGGAGAUUAACAGUGUGGCUGAUUCCCUGGCUAGGAAGGCAGUCUCAUUAGCAGGAAGAAUGGACUAG
This is a messenger RNA of Telopea speciosissima, 2391 nucleotides long. Its product is annotated as glucan endo-1,3-beta-glucosidase 11-like. Gene Ontology annotation, molecular function: RNA-DNA hybrid ribonuclease activity; nucleic acid binding; hydrolase activity, hydrolyzing O-glycosyl compounds. Gene Ontology annotation, biological process: carbohydrate metabolic process. The transcript is spliced from 3 exons. The record is from RefSeq and is a predicted model, not a curated record. NCBI's taxonomy places the organism in Eukaryota, Viridiplantae, Streptophyta, Magnoliopsida, Proteales, Proteaceae. Gene Ontology annotation, cellular component: plasma membrane. Bases 235 to 2391 code for a protein of 718 amino acids.